AUGGGAGCCGGUGCUAGUGUGGAGGCGAAACACUCCCGGGAGCUAGAGAAGAAGCUGAAGGAAGAUGCUGAGAAGGAUGCCAGGACAGUCAAACUACUGCUUCUUGGUUACAGGAUUCUGGGACUAUCCAAAAAGGAACAGGUCCACAUUCAGGAACUGGAUCAGUUAACUCUUGACUGGUACUUCAUUAAGGCCUAUCAAAGGGUUGCCUGUUCAGAGUGUGGACUGUAUUGUUGUGAGGGAUUGCCUUUUUCUCAUAAAACCACUUGUCCAAUUUUGAGAUAUAAGAAGAAGAGACUGGCCAGGACCAAGCUGGUUGUGCUACCAGAUGAUGCACGCAAGCUGUUGCACUUGGCAGACACCAUUGAAGAAGGCAGCAUGCCUAAAGAGAUGUCAGACAUAAUCUGCCGACUCUGGGAAGACCCAAGCAUUCAGGCCUGUUUUGAGAGGGCCUCGGAGUACCAGCUGAACGACUCGGCCGGCUAUUAUCUGAGUGACCUGCGACGGCUGGUGGCACCUGGAUAUAUCCCAACGGAACAGGAUGUUCUCCGCUCCAGGGUGAAGACCACGGGUAUAAUUGAAACUCAGUUUUCCGUGAAGGAUCUCAGCUUCAGGAUGUUUGAUGUAGGUGGCCAACGCUCUGAACGCAAGAAAUGGAUCCAUUGUUUUGAAGGAGUCACUUGCAUCAUCUUCAUCGCAGCCCUCAGUGCCUAUGACAUGGUCCUGGUGGAAGAUGACGAUGUGAAUCGCAUGCAUGAAAGUUUGCACCUGUUCAACAGCAUCUGCAACCAUCGGUACUUCGCCACCACUUCUAUCGUUCUUUUCCUCAACAAGAAAGAUGUCUUCCAGGAGAAAAUCAAGAAAGCCCAUCUCAGCAUCUGCUUUCCAGAUUAUGAUGGCCCCAACACAUACGAGGAUGCAGGAGCCUAUAUCAAGGUGCAGUUCCUGGAGCUAAACAUGAGACGGGAUGUGAAGGAAAUCUACUCACACAUGACCUGCGCUACCGACACAGAGAAUGUCAAGUUUGUCUUUGAUGCAGUCACUGACAUCAUCAUCAAAGAGAACCUGAAGGACUGUGGCCUCUUCUGAUGCAGGUUCUUGGCUUUCUAACCUGGUCAAAUUUGCCCAGCUGAAAUAUGG
Pogona vitticeps (central bearded dragon) is the source of this 1140-nucleotide messenger RNA. NCBI's taxonomy places the organism in Eukaryota, Metazoa, Chordata, Lepidosauria, Squamata, Agamidae. The record is from RefSeq and is a predicted model, not a curated record.